Pseudomyrmex gracilis is the source of this 5795-nucleotide messenger RNA. RefSeq names its product ATP-binding cassette sub-family G member 1. The record is from RefSeq and is a predicted model, not a curated record. The transcript is spliced from 10 exons. The coding region runs from base 441 to 2348 and encodes 635 amino acids. NCBI's taxonomy places the organism in Eukaryota, Metazoa, Arthropoda, Insecta, Hymenoptera, Formicidae. Gene Ontology annotation, molecular function: ATP hydrolysis activity; ATP binding; ABC-type transporter activity. Gene Ontology annotation, cellular component: plasma membrane.
GUAUACAGUUACGUAGUCCGCUCCGCUCCGUGCUCCGAAGCGCUUCGCUUUCCUGACAGUGUUCGAAAAACUUUCGACUGUGAUAGUCGGUAGUAGUUGUGUGUAUAUUUUCUCGUAGAGAGCCGGCGGUCACGCAAUUUGGGUUAGACUUUAACGUUUCAUUAUUCGUCCAAGUACACGUCGGUUGCUAGUGGAUUAAUAAACUAUAUUGAUAUCAUCGUGAGACACAAACACGAGCAAAGUAAACUUCUUACACACAUUAGCCAACGGGCGAAUAAAAGAAAAGUUACUAGGGUGAAUGCGUUUGUUAAACGUUUGACCCCUGACUGAGCCCGAAUGAUAUUAAACGACAUUGUGACGUUGUGAAUUUUUACGUAUGCUUGGCCUACGUCACUUGGUGGCUAACUGCAUUCCGAAUCUCCAUCGCAAUACUAUUUGUGAUGACCACUACGUCGCAUUGUUCGCCGUCACGAUCGUCUCUGAGCUGUUGUCAGUUUGAGCGUAUGAGUCAAGAUGAUGUACGAGAUUCAGCGAUUACGGGCAACAACAAUUACUUCCUGCAACAGGAGAAGUACUCCUUCUUGAAGAGACCCGAGCUUAAUAUAUCUUUUUCCAACAUACGUUAUUGUAUAAAAGAAUGGAAUUUACGCAACUUCUCAAUCAAGGAAAAAGAGAUUCUGCACGGCGUUAGCGGCGAAUUUAAAGCCGGCGAAUUAGUAGGUAUAAUGGGCCCAUCUGGAGCGGGAAAAUCGACGUUGUUGAACGUUCUUGCCGGUUUUACAGUAAAAGGCUCAAGCGGAGAAGUUUUGGUUAACGGUAAGCUCCGAGGUCCGUACAGCGAACGAUGGAAGAAAACAUCAUGUUAUAUACAACAAGACUCUAUUCUCAGAGGACAUAUCACCGUCGGAGAAGCUAUGACUGUAGCUGCUCAUUUGAAGAUCGGUUGCACGAUCGAUUCUACUUAUAAGCACGCUCAGGUUCUGGAGUUAUUAGAAAUGCUCGGACUGAGCCAUAGCUAUGAUACACUGUGCGGAAAAUUAUCGGGCGGACAAAAGAAACGACUCGAUAUUGCUUUGGAACUUUUAAGCAAUCCUUCAGUAUUAUUUCUUGACGAACCAACAACUGGUCUAGAUGCUGCCUCGUGUAGCCAAUGCGUUGCUCUUAUGAAGCGACUGACGGAACUAGAAAAGCGCACAGUAAUUUGUACGAUUCAUCAGCCGAGCGCCUUAAUCCUUGAAAUGUUCAAUAGUCUCUACGUAGUGGCUAAUGGUUAUUGCAUAUACAGAGGUCCGGUUAGUUCUUUAUUGCCACACUUGGCUUCCGUCGGCGCGAAUUGUCCAUCUUAUCAUAAUCCAGCAGACUUUCUCCUCGAAGUAGCAAUUGGUGAAUAUGGUAUUUCACUUGAUAAGUUAGUAGCGGCAGCAGAAACGUUGCAAAGUAAUCAGAAGUCUGUCGCUCUUACAACAGAGCCUAAAAAUGAAAAAAAGAAUGUACAAGAACCACCACCACCCGCUAGUCUCCUGACACAAUGUUAUCUUUUAUACAAAAGACAAUUGUUAUAUUUAAAAAGAGAUUAUACGUUAUUGAUGGCACGAUUACUUUGCCAUCUUUUAAUCGGUGUGAUUUUUGGAUAUUUAUACAUGGGAAGUGGUUAUCGAGCUAAUGGUGUUUUAGCAAAUUAUGUAUACUUAUAUGGAUCGUUGCUCCUUCUUGUUUAUACCGGAAAAAUGGCAGUCACACUCGCUUUUCCAUUAGAAAUACAAAUUCUCAUGAGAGAGCACUUCAACCGCUGGUACCGACUAGCUCCAUAUUAUAUUAGCAUGUUGCUCGUGGAAAUACCAUUUCAAGCGGCAUGCGCGAUAGUGUAUAUAUCAGUGAGUUACUGGUUGACCGGUCAGCCUAUGGAAACAAAUCGUAUAAUGUACUUCAUGGUAAUUUGCAUAGCUGCCAGUCUAACAGCGCAAGCAUGGGGUUUCUUCAUUGGUGCUACGACACCAGUUAAAAUCGCAGUAUUUGUUGGUCCUAUAAUCGCGGUGCUGUUGUCUGUCUUUGGCUUCUGCGCUCGUUACAUCGACACCCCGUACUACUUUCGCUGGAUGUUCCACAUAUCGUAUUUCCGCGCAAGUUUCCACAGCCUCUUGUACACCAUGUAUGGAUUCGACAGAAUGGAAUUGAAUUGCGAUGAAUUCUAUUGUCAUUACAAAAAACCGUCUCAGUUUCUCAAAGAGAUGGACAUUAAUACGGAUGACAUUACCGUGAUUAACAAUUUGAUACUGAUCCUCGGCAUUGGAGUAUUGAUGCAUCUUUUGACCGCGAGCGCACUUUGGUGUAAACUUAAUCGAAGAUAAAGAAAAUGUUAUUCUGUCAAGACACAGUAUUGUAGUUUUGCACAAAUUUCUAUGACAUCGCGAAUUUCGGUUGCUCUCAUAAGAGAAAUAAAUAAAUAAAAACAAAAAAAGAAAGGCAUUCCAUAUCUACGUAUCGAGAGAUUUCUGCUGAAAUAAAGUAAAGAGACACAGGAAAAACAAAACAAACUAUUAUUUCUUAUAUGCCUUUUAUCAUUGCUUUAACGUCUCGUGUUAUAGUGUGUACAAUUUAUGUGCAAACUUUAGCAUUAUAGAAAAUGUUUUCUAUUGGAAAAAUGUGUUGGAAAAAAGACUAAAUGUGUGUUACCAAAUCGCGUAUUUAAAUAUUAGAUGCAAGAGAGAUAUUAUUUUAUACUUAGCAUAUUAGUUGGGGUUUUUUUCUAUCAAUCAUAAUUAUUUGUCACACCCUCACCCCCUUCCCCCCCCCACGCCAGCAACUUUCUAAUUACUAUUGAAUGUUUACAUAUACACAGAAGCGAGAGAGAUAUAGCAUAUUCAUGGAUUCGAAAAUAUUCGAGCGACAAAAAUUGCAUAAAAACACUGAGUGUUUAUAAAUAUAUAUUUAAAUGACAUGAUAAGGUGAAUAACACGUUUAUGUAUGUGUGAAAGAGAGAGCAGGUAUUAUAAUUUAUAUAACUUUAGUUUAUAUCGUGAUACAUAUGUGUGAUGAAUGUGUAUGUGUAUUUAAAAUUUUAAUAGAGAUCCAUGUUAAACAUAAUAUCCCUCUUAUAUAUAGUGAUAGUUUAAAUUAUUUAAGUUCUUUAUUACUUUUGAAUAUGUAAUAUUUCAUGAAAACUGUACACGUAUGAAGGUUUUGUUAAAUAAACAUAUGCACAAAUCUGUGUUUCUACGCACAUUGUACAUCUUUAUGAAAAAAAUAAUCUUAAAAGUCUUGAAAAAAGCAAAUCAAAUUGUAUAGAUGAAAUAAAAAAAAACAAAGAGAAAUAUGGACAGUUAACCGCUAAACAAUAUACAAAUAGUUAUGUUUUAUAUGAAAAACACAUAAAUGUAAUGUGGUUUUUACUAUCAGUAUGUAAAUAAAAUUGCGCUGUGAAUUUUUUUCUAUCUUUACAUGAUCAAUUUGCGAUAAAAAGUUAUCGUUUCUUGAUUAACGAUUUAAUAUUUAUAUUUUCUUUUUUUUUGUUCAGAUUUUUCUCCAAAAUGUUUCUCCUCUCUUAAUCGUGUUUCUAUCAAAAUGAUUAUUUUCUGAUUAAUGACAAUACCGUGUCACUCUAUCACACAAACGUUUUAUGCCAUAAUUACGCGUGGCCUAAAUAACAGUAUUGUCGCUUGAAAUAACAUAUUUGUAAUUUAUUUCAAAAUGUUUACUUUUUAUACGAUAUAUAUUUUCUUAGAAUUUUACAAUAAGAUUUAUCUUCAGUAACAGCAUUGAAGCAAUUACUGGAAUAAAAUGAUAAAUCUGCUGCCAUAUAACUUAUGAAUUCUGCAAAUAUACAUAUAUAAUUUAUAUUGAACUUAAUCAAGAUUAAAAUUACAAGAGGAUAUAUAAAAAAAAAUAUAUAUAUACAUACACGUAUGUAUAUAUAUAUAUAUAUAAUUUUUUCCAGAGUACACGCUUAAUAACACCUUUAAGAUCGGAGACACAAAUUUAUGUUCUACCGAAACGUCAUAAAACUUGCCGAGAACAACGUCUCAUGUUGCGAGCAAAUUUACAUGUUUAAUCUAAAUCGAUCUUGAAGGUAUUAAAUCUUCUAGAAUGAUAAUCAUCUAUAUUGUAGUAAUAACAGUGAUAACAAUAAUCGCAGUCUUUUUCGUUAUUUGUAUAAUUAGCAUUUUUCUCUGCGAGUUUAUUCUUAAAAUUUUUUACGCUUGCGUUAAUAUCCUUAACAUAUUGCGCGACUAUCUUAUGACACAUUUUUUAUACCCAAAAAUACGUUAAUAACGACAUUAUAACGCAUAGAUUACAAAGUUAUAGACUGAAGGAUUUGUUCUUUUAAAAUGUAUCACAAAGUAAUCACGUUACAAUACAUUAACGAAAUUGUCUGUUACAUACAAGUUGCAGAAUAAAGAAAGCUCUCUGAAGAUAAUUUUUAGUUAUUUGUUGUUAUUUUUGUCACGUAUCACAAACACAGAUACCGCACGCAAAACUGAUAUAUUGCCAUCACAGCAAUUUCUACAUUUUAUUAAUACUGCAUUUCUUACUAAAAGUGUUGUCUUCUUUUUAUGUAGCUUUAAGUAUAUUAUAAAACAAAAUAAAAGUAGCGACUAGAUUAAACUUAAUGAAAAAUGAAAGACUCAACAAAAUCUAUACAAUUUGUUUAAAUUGAUGUGAUCAUUUAUGUGACAAUAAAAUAAUUUAUAAUUGUGUACUUAUCGUAUUAUGGAAUCCUAUGUUUGUGUAUGAUAUUACGAAAUUGCAUGUCGAUAUAAUGCGAUCUAUGUUACAAUGAAUCUUAUUUUACAUUAUUGCGAAUAUAUAUGUAUAUCUAUAUAUCUUGAAAAUUAAAUUCAAUAAAAUAAAUUGUGAAUGAUAUAAAAUGAUAUAAAAUUGUCCUUCAUAAGUUUUUUGUAUAUACAGGGUAUAUGUGGAUACUUUUCGACAGCCGAAAGUAGAUAGAAUCAUUUGGAACAGAAAAGUCAUGUUAUCAUUUUGCAAACUUCGCAAUAUAUUUAUUAAGUUAUUUACUUGAUACAAACCAAUAUGAGCACGUGGAAAGCGAUAGUCCGGACUCUGUAGGCGUGUAUAAAACAUAUAUUAAGUUUCAGACAAAUCAAUAAAUUUAAUAUCAGCUAAUAACGAGAAGCCGUGUCACACGUCGCUCGUUGUGUUACUACGUCUCUCUCGUUAAAAGUCUUGUCUAUCUGACAAUGAGUUACUCGCUCUUUCAGACGUUUAACUGGAUAUCGCUCAGUUGGCGCUAAAAGCGUCUUCAGGCAUUAAGCAAACACAUCAUCAUAUAAUUUUUUACAAAAUACGCGUUCAGCAAACAAUUUUGCCGUUUAUAACAUCGGUUACGACUGCCGUUUGUCACGCGCGCUCUCUAGACGUCGCCGCAGCGAAAGAAUUUAAUAAUUUUACUAUCUAUUGCAAAUUUUUUUGUAAAGUUUUAAAUGACUUUUCUGUUCAGAUUGAUCCAACGUUCAUACUUCGACUAUGUCAAGAAGUUUCAGACACUAUAUUUAUAUAUAGUAUAUACUAAGUUAUUUAUUUUUUUUUUUGGUGAUAUUUAUUUAUUUUUUUUUUUUUCAGUGAUAUAUUUUCUACUGAUAAAAAAAUUAAAAGUCACUUUCUAUCUGUCAAAAUUUAGUAAACGUUGCGUUGAUCGUAUAUUUUACAAAUAAUGUUAAAAAAGUUUUCAAUAAAACUCAAAGUUGGUCGUGGAAAAUUUAAUUAGUUCAAAAUAUCUUAAGAUACUGUUGUAAAUAAUUAUUAUAUCCUCUUGAUGGAACUCUAUAAAUAAUUGAUUU